Messenger RNA from Clupea harengus (Atlantic herring), 3726 nucleotides. RefSeq names its product WD repeat-containing protein 7 (gene wdr7). Gene Ontology annotation, cellular component: cytoplasm. Bases 237 to 1067 code for a protein of 276 amino acids. The transcript has 7 exons. Lineage: Eukaryota; Metazoa; Chordata; Actinopteri; Clupeiformes; Clupeidae. The record is from RefSeq and is a predicted model, not a curated record. Gene Ontology annotation, molecular function: protein binding.
AAUGACGUGUAUGUAUCUGUCUGGUUGUCAGGUAAAGCAGUGAUGUGUAUGUAUCUGUCUGGUUGUCAUGGUAAAGCAGUGUUGUUAGUGAUGUGUAUGUAUGUGUCUGGUUGUCAGGUAAGGCUCUGACGUUCCUGCUGCUGCAGCCCCCCAGUCAGAAGCUCCCCCCCCACAGCACCAUCCGUCGGACAGCGAUUGAUCUGAUUGGCCGUGGCUUCACGGUGUGGGAGCCCUACAUGGACGUGUCGGCGGUGCUCAUGGGCCUGCUGGAGUUGUGUGCCGACGCUGAGAAGCAGCUGACCGGCAUCACAAUGGGGCUGCCCCUGAACCCUGCAGCCGACUCGGCCCGCUCGGCUCGCCACGCUCUCUCGCUCAUCGCCACGGCCCGCCCACCCGCCUUCAUCACCACCAUCGCCCGUGAGGUGCACAGACACACGGCGAUGCAGUCGCAGGGUUCGCAGUCCCAGCAGAACGUGCACACCACCACUCUGGCCCGAGCCAAGACUGAGAUCCUGCGCGUCAUCGAGAUCCUCAUCGAGAAGAUGCCCAGCGACGUGGUGGACCUGCUGGUGGAGGUGAUGGACAUCAUCAUGUACUGCAUCGAGGGCUCUCUUGUCAAGAAGAAGGGUCUGCAGGAGUGUUUCCCCGCUAUCUGCAAGUUCUACAUGGUGGGUUACUGCGACCGCAGUCACCGCAUCGCCGUGGGCGCGCGCCAGGGUUCCGUGGCGCUGUACGACGUCCGCACCGGCAAGUGCCAGAACAUCCACGGCCAUAAAGGACCCAUCACAGCCGUGUCCUUCGCUCCAGAUGGGCGCUACCUGGCCACCUAUUCCAACGCAGACAGCCAUAUCUCCUUCUGGCAGAUGAACACAUCUCUGCUGGGCAGCAUCGGCAUGCUGAACUCGGCGCCACAGCUGCGCUGCAUCAAGACGUACCAGGUGCCGCCGGUGCAGCCCGCCUCGCCGGGCUCCCAGAACGCCCUGAAGCUGGCGCGCCUCAUCUGGACCUCCAACCGCAACGUCAUCCUCAUGGCGCACGACGGCAAGGAGCACCGCUUCAUGGUCUGAGACGCCCCCCCCCCCGCGCCGUGCCACACCAUGCUGGGGUCCCCGAGGGUCACCUGGAGGUCGUCUCGACCGCCCAGACCACGCCCGAUCACCCACCCCUGACACCACCCUCCAAAAAAAAACCCACUCGCCCCCCAACCCCCAGCGGCCAUAUCCCGGCCAGCAGUGGGAGCACCGUGGCGCCGUUUACACUCGACCUUUAAGUUGUUUACAUUUGAAGUCCAUUCCCUGUUUCUGCUUUUUUUUUGUGCUUAUUUUUAAUUGUGUAAUUUGAUGGCUUUUAUUUAAAGUGAAGGACCCUUGAAGUAGAGGUGCUGUCGUGGGAAGAGUGUGUGCGCUACAGCGAGUGUGAGCUGGUGCUUGUGCACUGGUGUGUGAGCUGGGCCGUGGGAUAGGAGGGGGUAUUUAUUUUUCCUGUUUAACUUGCAUGAGUCGUCAUUGGACACACACACACACACACACCUUUCACUCGGGAGCUCUCUCCGCAGAGCGCGCCUGUAAUCCUGUUGAACGUUUACUGCACUGGAGGAAGAGCCUCUCUCCCAGAGAGAGUGAAGGAGGACCAGGACUGACCCAUCCAGAGCCCGGCCACACACUCCCUGCAGCUGGAGGAGGAAGAGGAAGAGGAAGAUACACUCAUGUUUAUCACCCAAAGGGUUUUAGUGGUUUAGGGUUUUAUCAUUAUCUGUGCUGUAUCAUGUGAAAUAUCUCACCAGGAAUGUUGUAGCUGCUGUUGUUGUUGUUCUGUAUCAUUUGUUUGAUUACCUACUUGUCUGUCUUUUGGGACAUUUGGUUUUAAUUCUCAGUAGGAUGGUCGCGUGCUUGGUGCUGUCAUAGUUGCUGUGUGUCCAAACCCCCCUUGCAAGCCUGUACAGGUGUGUGUAGCCCUGCAGCUAAUGCUAAAGCCUAUUCCAGCAUCCUGUUCCCCUGCUGUAAAUAAAACCAGAACACACUAUUUUAGAGAGCUGUUUAAUAUAUAUAUAUAUACAGUAUAUAUAUAUAUGAUAUAUGUAUAGCAAAAGUAUUUGUCUCUCUCCCCAGAGUGAUUUUUAAUUGACUCAGCCUGUGUAGCGGCUCAGACAGUGAUGAGCAUGAUGAAAGGAGGAGGGAGACUGAUGGAACGAGCACAGGGGGAGAGGGAGAGAGAGAGAAUGAGAGAUGGCCAUGGCUGUUGGAGUCGCACUCUUUUGCGCUUGGACACUUUGUGCGGCAUGUCUGUGUGCUUCUCCUUUCAUUAGCACUGCAGAAGUGCCUAACACCACACACACCUGAGGAGCCAAGCGUGUCAAAGCUUUUGGCCAGUUCACCCCUCCGCACCCCCGCAGAAAAGUACUUUUCCUCUGCACUCCAUUCCGACAGCUUUGAAGGCCUUGACUUCCCAGUCAGACAACCUUUUUUGUGAUCUUAAUCUGUCUUCCCCACUGCAUUGCAGUAAUGGCCUCGAAAAAAUGUGUUUUUGGCAGCUUGGGUUCAAAAAAAAAAAAAUAAGAAAAGGAAGAGAUUGAGUGAGAGAUGAAGAAGAAAAUGAGCAAAAGUGAGAAAAAAAGCUUAGGAUGUCGGUGUCUGGUCACAAAUUGCUUCCUCCUCCAUAAGUUUAACAGAGCCUUGUGAUCUGAAGCCAUGGUACAUGGGAUUUAUGACCUGUCUUAAGUGAAGGCCCACGGCUGACAUCUAAAGGUUAUCCCCGUGGACGAUUCCUAGGCAUGCCCCCCCCCGUUCCCUCUGCUGUAUGUCCACUUCCCAGACUGACCAAACUUUCUUCAAUUGUGUGCAAAAAGACAGGAGGGUGGAGGGAGGGUAGACUACCGUUACAUUCACAUUCCCCCACCAUAUCACUUAUAGUUACAGUGGCAGUCAUAUUUAUUGCAGUGCAAUGGGUCGUCUCCUGUGUGCGUGCGUGUUUGUGUGUGUGUGUGUGUGUUUGUGUGUGUAUGCAUGCAUGUCGAAUGCGUUGAAUCCUACUCAGUCUGCCUUUAGCUCUCCCCUCGCCCAGCUAGUGUUUUUUAUGCAAUCAGCUCAGCUUCAGAUGAAUGGAAGCAGCAGCAGAGUCGGAGAUGGAGAAGAAGCGAGACUGAUCCCUGAUCUGCUAAACAUUCCCUUUUAACUCACGUCGCCUCCGCUCCCGUCUCCAUCAUCUCAGCAGCUCCGCACUAACCUGUACCCUUAGGGUCCACGGCGCUUGAUCUCCCAUCUAACACACGGCUUCAGUAGGGAAGAAGUGGAGCUCACUGUGUCAGUGUGCCUCUCUUUCUGUCUGUCUCUGUCUCGUCUGCAUCCUUUUGUCGUCUACUGCGUCGCUGUACCACAUGAACUGUGAGCCCCAGCGUUUAACCCUUCGCUCGCCCAUAUCUGGAACUUCUCACAAGUGUACACACACAGAAACUGACUUCAUUGUCGCGUGGUUCUUUCGUGAGGCGUAGUGUAGUCUGUGUUGCCUGUUCGAUCCUCCCUCAUAACUGUUGACAGUGUUCCGUGCCGUAGCUUUGAAGCCGUGUGUGUUUGCGUUCGAGUGUUUGUGUGUGGGUUGACUGCGUGGCUUGUCUGUGCUACCAUACACUGAAUAUAUUGAACAUGUACUGUAUUGUAUAGAUUGUGUUUAAAAGAGGAAAAAAGAUAUAUUGUGGACUAAUUAAUGUUCAAUAAAAAUGAGAUGUGGGAA